AUGGCUAUUGAAAACUUCCCCUCUCUUACCGCGGAAGAGUUCUCAGAAGCAUGCCAUCACCUUGACAGACAAUACUGCCAAGCGUCUUUGGGCCCCCAACGAGCACGGUGGAAGCUGAGGCUCUGCAAUGCUCUUUGCACAGACUUCGCCUAUGGUGGGGGUUUCACAACAUAUAUCCAAAUAAGGCGGCCUCUCGAGUUUGAUCUGGAUCAUGGAGAUCUUUCACUAGAUUUGGAUGGAUUCUCCUUCUCAGACGACAAAACGCAUGUACCAAUAGGUGGGGAUAAGGACAUGUUAGAUGCUGAAGAAGCAGACGAGGCCGCUCUAAUCAGACAACGAACUCGCCCAGAAGUUGCCAUGGUGGAGUAUGAAAUUCACCUUCACCCCACGUAUCGUGUGCCAUGUCUAUGGUUCAAUCUACGCAACCUACCUGCCGAUGAGCCAGCAUUCAACAUUGACACUGUCUUUCGCCGCCUUGUACCAGACGAGUACAAGGCCGGGCUUCGGGCACUGGGCAAUGUAGGCGGUAUUUCGGCCGAUCACCACCCUAUCACGGGCGUCCCAUCCUUUUUUGUCCACCCCUGCUUGCUGGGAGACGCAAUUUCCAAAUUCGAGUGCGACAGGACGAACUAUCUCAUGAUAUGGCUCGGACUUGUAGGAGGUUGCGUAGGGCUAUGGGUCCCUAAGGAAAUGGCAAUGUAG
Messenger RNA from Fusarium oxysporum Fo47, 702 nucleotides. RefSeq names its product ATG3/ATG10 family protein. The transcript is spliced from 3 exons. Gene Ontology annotation, cellular component: intracellular anatomical structure. Gene Ontology annotation, biological process: protein modification by small protein conjugation; protein lipidation; macroautophagy. Gene Ontology annotation, molecular function: Atg12 transferase activity. NCBI's taxonomy places the organism in Eukaryota, Fungi, Ascomycota, Sordariomycetes, Hypocreales, Nectriaceae. Bases 1 to 702 code for a protein of 233 amino acids. The record is from RefSeq and is a predicted model, not a curated record.